GACCGACUUAUCACUUGCGAGUACGCUGUACGCGUUUUUCAAACUUUAUGAUUUUGCCAUUUUCCGUUUUAUGCUACACUCUACAGGCCGUUUUUUUAUUAGUGCAGCAGUUAGUUUUAAAAUUGUUAGCCUUCGAUGAAAAUUGACUGGGAAAGUGACUACCUGUACACUUUUGAAGGUUGGGAAAAAUGUCUAUUGGCGACGGAACAUCUUAUCCGUUCUUGGGUCUGAUACCCAAACGCGAAACCGGAGUGUACGAUUUCCUUCGUAAACAUCCUACAUUCGAUGGCCGAGGUAUCAAAAUGUGCAUUAUGGACAGUGGCGUCGAUCCUGGCGCGGAGGGCUUACAGGUAACCACCACGGGGCAACCCAAGGUGAUCGAUAUCCUCGAUGCUUCGGGCGCGGGGGACAUCGAUACGUCUACCGUCGUGGAAGCGGACGCGGAGGGGUUCCUGACGGGUCUCACGGGACGAAAGCUGCAUUUGAACAGGAACUGGCACGCGGAAGAUGGGAAAUUCCAUCUGGGAGUGGUGCGGCUGUUCAGUGUGGUGAGUGAGGAUUAUCAUGAUGCGUGGAAGAAGGCGCGGAAGAUGGAGAAGUGGAUGCCGAGGCAUGCUGAAGUUGUUUCUGUGGCCAUGCAGCGAGUGGCAGCAGCGCCUGCCAGUGAUGCUCAGACAAAAGAAGAAUUGGACGCCCAACUGGAAGUGGCCAAACUGUUGGAUGACAAGUAUGAGGACUUGGGACCUGUGAUGGAUAUUGUUGUCUUUCAUGACGGGAAGAUAUGGUGGGCGGCUCUGGAUACGUCGGAAACGGGUGAUUUGACCAAUGCGGCUUUGUUAACGGAUUAUCGGGACCAGUUCAAAUACGGAACUAUUGGAGGAAUAUACCAGAUUAAUUAUACUCUCAACAUCUUGGAUGAUGGAAACCGAGUGGAAUUGGUCAUUCCACAAGAGCACGGUACCCAUGUGGCCUCCAUUGCGGCGGCCCAUUUUCCUAACACCCCGGAAAGGAACGGCAUGGCGCCUGGAUGCCAGAUCGUCUCCAUUAAAAUUGGCCACACUUUACUGGAUGGAAGCAAUGAAACGGGGACAUCUUUAGUGCGGGCAUUCUUGUACUGCAUGAAGAACGGUGUCGAUAUUGUCAACAUCAGCUACAAUGAGCCUUAUAACUGGAGUGAUGGUGGUCGCGUCUUCGAAGCUAUCGAAAUGGCCGUAAAACAGUACGGGAUGAUUGUCUGCGUGGCCAACGGUAAUGCCGGGCCGGGUCUGACUACCGUGGGAUCUCUGCCAGCUUCUCCGUAUACGUUUGGAAUCGGAGCCUAUGUGACACCGGACAUGAUGAAAGAGUUGUACGGUUUAACCCACAAACAUCCCGCUUUGAUGUACAACUGGACCAGUCGCGGUCCGACACUGAACGGACAUCUGGGAGCGUGCGUGUGUGCACCGGGUGGAGCCGUGGCGUCCAUACCGACAUACACAUUAAAGAACAGCAGUUUGUUUAACGGAACGUCCAUGGCGUCGCCCAAUGCGUGCGGCAGUCUGGCGGUGGUGUUGUCGGGACUGCGAGCACGACAGAUUCCCUGGAGUGCGUUUCAUGUGCGACGCGGCAUGGAGUUCACCGCGAAGAAGCUGGAUCAGACGGCGGACUCACGGCUGGCGCAUGGAUAUGGGGUGGUGCAAGUGCAGGAGACGUUCGAGUGGUUGUGCAAGUGGGCGAAGGAACCGGAACGAGAUGUGGACAUUCAGGUUUCGGUUGAACAUGGAUCUGGAAUUUAUAUUCGGCAUCCAAAUCAGCUCGGUGAUUGCAUUUGUACAGUUGGCGUUGAUCUGACGUACCCAAGAAAACUGGAGCAUUAUGCGGAAGCUGCGAAAUUAUGCUUAAAUGUGGCACUGUCAACGACGGCCGACUGGGUGCGAAGUGCGGAAUUUGUUACGAUAUCUACCGGAAAAAAGACAUUUAAAGCAGAAGUGAAGACUUCUCAUUUGGCUCCUGGACUGCACACCGCCAGUAUUCUUGGUCACGAUGCGAGAUAUUUCGAUAAGGGUCCUGUAUUUGUUGUUCCCGUGACCGUCUGUAUACCAGAAUUCAAGAACGAAUGGGCCAUCCAAAAGAACGGCAUGGUGUUCAAACCAGGACAUCCUUUGCGCACCUUCAUUCAAGUUCCGCCUGGAGCAACCUGGGCCGAAUGGAGGCUGCAGUUGGUAGACUACCACGAUUCAGCCCCCUGUCCGAUGGAUGCUAGUCCGAUCCUGAAUUUCGAAUACCACGCCAUGCAACUAUCUCAGAAUGCGCAGUACAAAACCCACAUGUUCCGUGAAACGACCGCGUUUCCACUGCGCCGGGUGGUUUCGGUGGUGUUUCCGGUGUCGGAUCGCCUGGGUUUUCUGGAACUGGCCGUCGCGUUGUUCUGGAAUAGGAUAUCCUCGGUCGUUAUGGACUGGUCGUUGGAUUUUCAUGGAUUGAAACCGAGUGUGCCGGAGAUUGUGUAUCAAGAAGGAGAAGCGUACUAUCGGGUGGAUGUGGAUGCCGGUGGCCGAAGCGAGUUUUUACAGCCGUCAGUUUCGUUAACGCACUUAGUGCAGCCGAUUCGCCCGAAUGAAUUUUCCAUAUCACCCUUAUCCUCUCGCGAUACGUGGCCGGAUGGCCGCAUCACCUAUCAGCUGAUCCUGCAGUACCAGUUCAGCAUGACUAAAACCGCCACAGUGGAAGUGACGUGUCCGAUGGUGAUGGACUUCCUGUAUGAGAAUGAGAUUGAAGGGCAAAUGUGGAAGCUAUACGAUGCUAAUAAACGAAUGCUCCGGUGUGGGGAAGCGAGAGUCAUGCGGAAGAUUGAUUUUACGGCUAAACUAAACAAAGGUGAUUUUGUCGUGUACGUACAACUGCGACAUGAUAACCGAAAGAUUCUGGAAAGGUUUCAAGAUAUGGUGGUCCAUUUGAGAAAGAAACUCACUCCUCCUCCUAUUACUUUUGAUAUCGUGCCCACAUAUCUAGCCGCUUUGCGUGGCGGGGAUGAGAAGUUUAAAUCAUGUAUUUUGUCGCCCCAUCAGUCCCAGUUUUUCUUUCUAAUGCCUCCUAGUAGUGACAAACUGGGGAAAAGUGUGCAUGGAUCUUAUUUUGUGGAUGGUUGCUUGUACUUUGCUGUCUCGAGAGAUCAACCAGCUGAUGCCAAACGGAAUGCUGGAGCAUUUCCGUUGAAGUUUAUUCUGGCUGAACCGGGUAAAGGCAAGGCGGGAGGUAGUAAGGCUGGAUCGAAGGAGGGUAACAAGGAUUUGGAUGAUCCGGUUCUCGCUCAUCAGGUGGCCUUUUUCGAUAAAAUUUCGGAUUUGGGAAAGAAGGCCGAGUUGUACGAAAGUUUCUUAUCCGAUAACAAGAGCCCGAUACAGCAGCUCAAAGUUCACCAUACUUACCUGCUGUCAUUGGCAAAAGCUCUCGAUAACAAGAAACAAGCGGAAUCGGCCAGUCUAGAAAAAUUGGCUUCCGCCAUGACAACUACCUGUGAUGCAAUAAUUGCCGCUGUUGAUGAGAAAGAGCUGCUAGCUCAGUUAGGUGCCCAACCGGAAUCCGUCGAAGAAGAAGUCCGGCCCAGUGUGGAUUUGCAAAAGUCCGCGCUGACAGACGCUUUAUAUCACAAAUGCAUGCAGCUGAACCGGAAUAUGGAAGAUAAACAGGAUCCCGUAGCUGAAGCUCUCGGUCUUCGCCUGCGGAAAUUUCUCGACCCCAAAACGGAUGCCCGAUAUGCGGAGAUGAUGGGAUUUCGUAGCAAUAAACUGGGAUUACAUGGGAGAGCACUGAAAUUUUCAAUACAAGCGUUGGAAGAUAAACCGACUCUGAAGGGAUACAAGGAGGCAGCGGAAUUGGCUGAUAAACUGAACUGGCCACAUGUUAGAGAUUAUUUACUGGAAAAAUUACCGGUGUUAUUUCCGAACAAAUAUGACUUGUUUUAAAUUUGUUAUUUAAUGAAUUUUCUGAUUUCUUUGGUUUGCGGUAACUGGUUUUUUUAUGGCGGUAUUUUUAUUGUUAUUGUGACUGCAGCAGGCACUUGCCUGUACGUUGCAGUUUCUGUGUUGGAAAUUACAACUGCAGGCAUAUUAUUGUUGAAGUAAUUUUUUAAGCAAUAACGAUGUGAUCAUUUGGCUAAUAAGUUGAAAAGCCUUGAAGACACACAGUGUGUCCAAAACUUUAUUUUUCGCGAAUUUUCAAUGACAGCGCUG
Molecule: messenger RNA, 4211 nt
Organism: Paramacrobiotus metropolitanus
Lineage: Eukaryota; Metazoa; Tardigrada; Eutardigrada; Parachela; Macrobiotidae
Product: tripeptidyl-peptidase 2-like
Exons: 14
Coding region: 189-3944 (1251 amino acids)
Biological process (GO): proteolysis
Cellular component (GO): cytosol
Molecular function (GO): serine-type endopeptidase activity; tripeptidyl-peptidase activity
Source: RefSeq, a predicted model, not a curated record